CCAAGGACCAAGCAUGAACGGGAUUAGUCGAAUAAAUGAUCAAAACCUGAAGGCCCAAUUGGCAGCCCAGUUUAAUGACUUCUAUCUCCAAACAACAUCAUCCUCCAUCAAUCAAAUCGGCAACUAUAAAGUCAUUGAGGAAAUUGGUGAAGGAGCAUUUGGCAAAGUCUACUUAGCAAAUCAUAUCCUUCUUAACGUUAACGUUGUUUUAAAGUGUGGCUUGAUCGAUGAUCCAAAUAUCGUAAGAGAAAUAUACUACCAUCGUCAACUAAAACAUAAAAAUAUCGUCAAGUUAUAUGAAAUUAUCAAAACGGAAAAUCAUUUAUGGUUGGCCCUUGAAUAUUGUCAGGGAAAUGAACUUUUCUACUACAUUUAUGAACAAAGACACUUGAAUAUCGAUACGGUUAAAAAACUCUUCAUCCAAAUCUUAAAUGGGAUUAAAUACGUUCAUUCGCUUAACCUAAGUCAUCGAGAUUUGAAAUUAGAAAAUAUACUAUUGGCCGAUAAACAGAAAACAAUUGUUAAAUUAACUGAUUUUGGGUUUGUUAGAGAGUUUAAUCCUUUGAAAAGACAAUUUCUAUCAACCAUUUGUGGUACCACCGUUUAUAUGGCUCCAGAGUUAUUGAAAAAUGAAAAGUAUUCCGGGUUUUCAAUCGAUAUCUGGUCUCUUGGUAUAAUCUUAUUCACGAUGUUAUACGGAGAAAUGCCCUUUGAUGAAGAUGACGAUUUGAAAACAAAAUAUAAAAUCAUUCACGAUGACCCAGUCUAUAAAGAAAUCAUCCCUCCCGAUGCAAUCAAUUUAUUGAAAAAAAUCUUGUGUAAAGAUCCUUAUAAAAGACCAACCUUGAAUGAAAUCAUUAAUCACCCGUUCUUAUCAGUGACUCAACCAAUCGAAAAAUCAAGACGGUCUUCCCUUUAUAACGAUUCCGAAUCAAUCAUUUCAAUUAAUCAAUAUUAUAAUACUAAUAAAAUUCCUUUCCAAUCCAAAAUUGAACGUCAUUUAUUGAAAAAAUUGGAAAAAUUAAAUAUCAACAUUGACUUCUUACAACAAUCGGUUUUAAACGAUGAAACUAAUUCAAUCACCGCUUUUUAUGACUUAUGUUUAACUCAAGAAUUCAAUAAAAAGAAAAAACGUUAUUUAAAAGAGAAAAAAUUACGUUAUUAUGAAGCUAAAAAAUCAUUGAAAAAAUCAAGGAAAAAAGUUAAAAGUGCUUUAUCCUUAAAUGAUCAAAAUAAUAAUCAACCGUUGGAAAGAAUCAUUUCAUCCUUGAGCUUAACUUCAACUAAAAAUCAUGACCAAAAUACUCCUUCUUCAAAUAUGAUUUCUUCUCCUCAGUCAAUCGACGAUCAAAUGAAAUUGAAAGAGAAAAGAAGAAGAUCGGCUUCCGCUUCAAUCAUCAACUCCAACUCUUUUGCAAAUUAUCAAAAUAAAGAUUUGAAAUCAGAAAAUAAUCCUCCUCAAAUUAAUAUCGAACCUUCCAAUGAAAGAGUCAUUUCUUUCCACCAAGAUGAUGACGAAAAAAGAAGACCGUCAAAUGUAACGGCUCUUAGUUCAAUAGUUAGUGAAAAUAAGAAAAAAAGAACUAAAAAUAAUAAUAUUCUAAAUAAACUUCAAUUUUGGAAACGUAAUAGAAGAAAUACUAUUCAUAACUUCGAUGAUGAUAUAACCCCCGAUCUUAACGAUACAAUCAAUGAUAAUGAUUUAAUGGUUAAUACAAAUACAAAUAAUACUUCAGCAUUGGAAUUCCAAUCAAACUCUUCGGACUCUCCUAAAAUUCAAUCUCCUCCUAAUCUGGAAAGCUAUUAUAUCUCUUCUGGUAAUAGACAAAUGAGAACAAGACCAUCUUCAGUUGUUUCUCAAGCAAGUCAAAUAAGUCAGUUUAGUCAGCUUUCAACCAUGUUAUCUGAAUCGGAAUUAGAUAUUUUGGAUGAAACCGAUACUAUGGAUGAAGAAUUUGAUGAUGAUGAAGCUGCCUAUGAAUCAUCUCUUAAUAUUUCUCAAAAUGAUUUUGCUCAACAUCAAAGACAACUGUCGGCGAGCAUGACCCCAACUUCAAGUAUGAAUAUUACAAAUAAUAAUAAGGCAAACAUUAAAAAAAGACCAAGUUAUAAUAGACAAUUAUCAUCUGAUAUUUCAAUCGUUUCAACUUCAACUACCGCUACUGGUCAAUUACAAAAUGGUAAAUCAAAUCUGCAUAGUAAAAAAAUUUCCUUAUCUCAAGUAUCAAGUAAUUCUUCUGAAGAGAGUCUGAUCAC
Messenger RNA from Hyphopichia burtonii NRRL Y-1933, 2256 nucleotides. Its product is annotated as non-specific serine/threonine protein kinase. The record is from RefSeq and is a predicted model, not a curated record. Gene Ontology annotation, biological process: intracellular signal transduction; protein phosphorylation. Lineage: Eukaryota; Fungi; Ascomycota; Pichiomycetes; Serinales; Debaryomycetaceae. Gene Ontology annotation, cellular component: cytoplasm. Gene Ontology annotation, molecular function: ATP binding; protein serine/threonine kinase activity. The annotation marks the transcript as partial. The transcript is spliced from 2 exons.